CUCUUUUGCCCUUUGGCUAUCUCUUAUCGCUCAAUGCACGACAAGUGUACUGUGUUGAGCUUCAUCUUUCUCUUUUCACGUUCCAUAUUUCCAAUUUCAUCAUAAUAAACGCCUCUGCAAGAGAGGAAAGGUCAAGAUGGCAGACUUCGAGUACAUUAAUCAAGCAGAUGCGAUGGAAUUGAAAGGGCCUAAGCCCCCGAAGGAUUUCAGCUACCAUUACUCGCGAGUCACUGCUGCGAGGAAGGAAAGCAGUGUCAAGUCAUUCUACAAGUACUUUAUGAUUCCGGGAAUUAGAAACCUGGCUGGUGGACUUCCUAAUGCCAGUUUAUUCCCAUUCGAUACUCUCGAAGCACAAAUCGCACAACCUCAACGAUGGAAACCCACUCCCAUCGACCCCAAUGAUCCCAACAAAGAUCUCUCGGAGCACCUUGCCGCAACCUCCCUCAAGAAAGACAAUAAAGAUGUAUCUGUCGCAGCACAUCUUACCGUCCCACAUGCGUCAGCGGUUGCAGACCCCAUGCAGAAGAUCGACUUGACAACCGCCCUUCAGUACGGUCAAACCCAAGGCUAUCCUCCUCUCUACUCCUUUCUCCGACAAUUCACACGAGAGAACUUACAACCAAAUAUACCAUAUGAGGGUGGACCAGAUAUAGCCCUCACCUGCGGAAAUACUGAUGGGCUAUCCAAAACACUCGAAUGCUUGACCAAUGUCUGGAGUGAGGAACGAGAUUGGAUUCGGGAGAGACCGGCUAUCUUGUGCGAGGAGUUCGCAUACAUGAGUGCCGUACAGUCGUGCAGACCGCGAGGAAUUGCAGUCGUGCCGGUUAAGAUGGAUAUGGAGGGUAUGCUUCCAACUGGCUCUGGUGGCUUGGAAGACGUUCUGGAGAAUUGGGAUGACUCCCAGGGGAGGAGACCUCAUCUGAUGUAUACUGUGACGAUUGGACAAAACCCCACUGGAGGAACACUCUCCGUCCAACGACGAAAGGACAUUUAUGCUCUCUGCAGCAAGUACGACGUGAUGAUUAUUGAAGAUGACCCUUACUGGUAUCUGCAAUUCCCUUCUGCUGCAUCACUCGAAGCAGAGGCUCGAAAUCUCCCUGCUCCGGCUGCCGCACCGGUGCACACUUUUGAAAAGUCAUCAGGCUACCCGUUCCUUGAUAGUCUUGUUCCAUCGUACUUGAAUAUCGAUUAUGAUGGCCGAGUCAUUCGUCUGGACACGUUUUCAAAGACUGUUGCUCCGGGCUGUCGACUGGGAUGGAUUACGGCCCAACCAGCAAUCGUUGAACGCAUCGUUCGUAUUUCGGAAUCAUGCACACAGCAACCUUGUGGGUUUGUUCAAUCCAUGAUCUCUGAGCUGGUCAUGGGCCCUCAGCCCGUCAUGUCCGAAUUUGUAAAGAAAUCCAAAAAGGAGCAGGUUACAUUCACAGGAUGGAAGACAGAUGGCUGGGUCCGCUGGCUUGCCGGCCUCCGUGGUGUCUACGAGAGACGGAUGAACCGGAUGUGCUCUGCUCUGGAGGAGGGCCGUUUCCAACUCAAGCAGGGAACCCCAACUAAGACUUCUGAGUCAGAUUGGGCGGUGAUCUCCAAGACCAAGAUGUACUCAUUUGAUUGGCCACGAGGAGGGAUGUUUGUCUGGAUACAGAUGCAUUAUGAAUCACACCCUCUCUUUGGCCAGAUCCCUGGGCCGAAGAUGGCACAGCUGUGUUGGAUCUUCUUGACUACCACGCCGUAUUUGGUGCUGGCUGCUCCGGGUCUGAUAUUCAGUCCUACACCAGAAAUUAUGGAGAAGGAGGGUUGGAAAUAUUAUAGACUUUGUUUUGCUGCUGUUACCGAGGAGGAGGUUGGCAAGAGCGCCAAACGAUUUGCUGAGGGGAUCAAGGCGUUCUGGUUGAUCAAGGACAAGAAGGAGAUGGAGGAUAUCGAUCCCGAGAUCAGUGGAAAACAGAUGGACGGCGAAUUGACGGAUUUAGGAAUGGAAUUUGCUUGUUAAGAUACUUCCUCUUGUUAGAUGGGGGUUUGGGAUAUUCAAGAUAGACCGGGAAGAAUACUGUUGAUGUCAUUACGAAUGUAGGACAAACAUGUCAAUGACGAAGCUUAUUAGACGCAAAUAUAGACAAUCUGAUCCUUAC
Hyaloscypha bicolor E is the source of this 2129-nucleotide messenger RNA. Its product is annotated as PLP-dependent transferase. Lineage: Eukaryota; Fungi; Ascomycota; Leotiomycetes; Helotiales; Hyaloscyphaceae. Gene Ontology annotation, molecular function: pyridoxal phosphate binding; transaminase activity. The record is from RefSeq and is a predicted model, not a curated record. The coding region runs from base 137 to 1990 and encodes 617 amino acids. The transcript has 3 exons. Gene Ontology annotation, biological process: biosynthetic process.